UUCAUUACUUCAAAAUAGAUUUACAGAUUAUGACUACAAUUAAAUUCUGCUGCAUUAAAAUAAGCAGUUUAUUUGAUCAUUUUUCAUAUUUUAUUUUAUUUUUUAAAUGUAUUUUUCCAAAUAAUUUCCAACUGGUUUUUCUGUAUGUCUCACAGCUGCUGAAAACAUCCUCUAGAACACACCUCAUGUAUGUCUCCACCAUCUCCAUCCUUCUUCAUCUGGGAGGCAAAUGUCUGCUCAACUGGUUCCUGGUGUUUCUCCAGAGGAUGCACAUCUCCAGAAGCUUCCUGGGAAUCUUCAGCGUUUCUCUUGCUGCUGUAGAUACAGCUCUGACUUUCUUUAUCAUCGUCGUUCACAUCCAGAGAGGCGGAUAUGUACUCCUCCUCGGUUACCUGAUGACCAAGUAUGAUCUGUGUUUGCUUGUCCAGAUCAUCGGACAGAUCAGCAGAGUUCUACGCUGGCCCAUUGCGGUCGUGGCGGCUGUGGAUCAUUUCUGCAUUGUGAUUGUCUAUUUAUUAGUGACCAUCUUCCUAUGGUUCCUUACUGCUCUCUAUUUCUUCCUGCUGUUUGACUUCAUUCCUGAUAUUCCCAACCACGACCCACUCAGGUGCCGGGUCAUCCACUCCCUACGGACCAUACACAUCAUAGUGCUGCUCUUCCUCGUUCUGGCCUGUGUUGCAGCAUUUUCACUGAUCAGCCCUGUAGACCAAAGUCAAAUUCCCUCACAGAGAAGCUUUAUUCAACAAACACUGCAACGAUUUGUCUACACUUGGAUUGUUUUCCCGGUGUUCCUGGCCAUACUCCUCUUUCUGCCGAUGGGAAUACCUUCCUACCUGGAUCUGAGCAUUGCCUGGCUCUGUUUUCUUAACAGCCUUCUGGUGGCCGUUGUUUUAUGUGUAUUCUCUCUGUUCUCACAGGGACUGCAGGGCUUGGUCGAGGUUCCUGCAGACAAUUUCUCUCUAACUGUGGCAGAUGCUGAGGCAAAUCAAGCGUUCUUCAUCGAAGGGCUUGUCCGUGGACUGAGUCCCGGUUGGAGAAUAGUUUGGAAGGUCAGAGUCCUCUUCCAUUGGUCAGGACGGUUUCAGUCUCACGUCAAUGAGAACCUUGAAGUCCAGGUCCAGAGUGCAAUAAUGGAGUUUGGGAUCGUCUCGUCGUCGCUGUGUCCUGUCGUAGGUGCGUCCAGGGGGUCGUCAGCCGAGGUGGGUACGAUGUCAUGUAGGUGUGUGGUUAGGGAGGAGCCCCAGUCCGUCGUUCCAGUUCCAGUUCUUGUACCCCCUUCAGAUGCUGCUGUCCCAGUUGUUCCGUCAGAAUAUGGGGUGCCCCAACAGAGGGGAGAGGGCCCCAGACGACAGCAGCUGCCCUCGUUUUGGCGGUAUAUAAAAAAGGGAUGCCUCAGUACCCCAACCGUCCAGGCCACCCAGCUUGACGUGAGUGAGGAGGAAGAGCAACACACCUCCCUUCUCUUCCUCUCCCUCCCUUACUACCUGGACAUGGCUGUUGUCAUUUGUUUAGAUGCCGCUCUGACACACAGCGAGAAGAUAAAACCUUGCAGACAACGAGCCCAAAGAGCAGCAACACUGGAAACGAGGGGGCCGCCGUUCUGCUCCAAUGCCUACGACACACUGACACACUCAAGUGUGUGCAUGCUUUUGUACAUCUCAUCAUGA
Nothobranchius furzeri (turquoise killifish) is the source of this 1667-nucleotide messenger RNA. Lineage: Eukaryota; Metazoa; Chordata; Actinopteri; Cyprinodontiformes; Nothobranchiidae. The record is from RefSeq and is a predicted model, not a curated record.